AUGCGGGGUGCUCCAAUCGUUCUACUCUACGCCGUGACCUUGGCGUCUGGCAUGGUCAUUACUCCCAGACUUGCCGGUGAGGCUCACAUUGCUGUCCGCGGUAGUGGUGAAGACCGCGACGACGGUCCUUGGUGGGGCGGUGACCACGGAGAUCACGGUGAUGGUAAUCAUGGCGGCGAUGAUCACGGCGGAGAUGGCCCCCCAGCAGAGACCACUCCAUGCGAAACUGAGACUCCCCCGCCUGUCGAGACCUCCACUCUGUGCGAGACCGACACGCCUACCAGUCCCCCAGUUGGGACGUUUACUCCUCCCCCGGUUGUGACAUCUACCUCGACUCCUUGUGAGACUGAUACACCGACCCCACCGGUCGAGAGCUCCACUCCAUGCGAGACCGGCACGCCUACUAUUCCCCCAGUUCUGACACCGACCUCGACUCCUUGUGAGACUGGCACUACCACUGCUCCUCCUGCCAGCUCAACUCCUUACAAGACUGAUAACCCUACUGCUCCUCCUCCUGCCAGCUCGACUCCCUGUGAGACUGACACUCCCACCAUGCCUCCUCCUAUUACCACUACGACUAGUAAAACUAUGACUCCCAUCACGCCUCCUCCAGCAUCUACUACUCCCUGUGAGACCGAGACUUCCACUGGUCCUCCCCCGGUUGUCGUGAUAACCACAACCUACACCACUACCACGUGCCCAGUGACCUGGAGCACCAUCACAAGCGGGACCACAACCUACACUCAUCCCGUGACCCAGACCAGCACGAUCACCGUGACGUCUGUCUCCACCUGCACUGAGGGUUGCAUUCAACCGACAACCCUCACCACCAAGCCCACGAUUCCCCCUGCUGUUGGAACAACUCCUACCGUGGUGUUUACCCAUCCCAGUAUUCCAGCUACUGAGUCCACAGCCCCUACCACCAAGCCCACGAUUCCCCCUCCUGUUGAAACAACUUCUCCCGUGGUGCUUACCCAUCCCAGUAUUCCAGUUACUGAGUCCACUGCCCCUCCCACCGAGCACACAACUCUCCCUGGUGUUUCCACAACUUCUGUUGUUGUGCCUCCAGCUACUGAGUCUACUGCGCCGGCACAGUCGAGCCCUAUCAUUUCUUCCACCGAAGCCCCCCUGCUUCCUCCUCCCCUGGUUUCAACAGCGCUCCCACUCUGCAGACGUCGGUCGCUUCGAUCUUCCUUCCUGGCCUGGCUCUUCUGUUUGCUCUGCUCUAAUUGA
Messenger RNA from Penicillium robsamsonii, 1233 nucleotides. RefSeq lists its product as uncharacterized. Bases 1 to 1233 code for a protein of 410 amino acids. The record is from RefSeq and is a predicted model, not a curated record. The transcript is spliced from 2 exons. NCBI's taxonomy places the organism in Eukaryota, Fungi, Ascomycota, Eurotiomycetes, Eurotiales, Aspergillaceae.